ACAGCGUUAAGCACGCGGUUUUUUUACAUGUUGUAAUGUUGAUAAAGUCCUUAGUUAGACUGAGUAGUUUUGGUUAUUGUAAAACGCCACUUGAAGGCAUUUCCAGGAAUUUUAAGAGGCAUUUUAUUUCAAGUGGGGCGUUACUAACAAAUAUGAAGAUCGGUACCCACGAUGGUGUUUUCCAUUGCGACGAUGUCCUCGCUUGCUACAUGCUCAAGCUGCUUCCCGAAUACAAAGAUGCUGAGAUUGUUCGCACCAGGAGUCCGGAAAAACUGGGCGAAUGUGACAUAGUUGUAGACGUUGGAGCUGUAUUCGACCACACAAAGAAGCGUUAUGACCACCAUCAACGCGAAUUCAACGAAAGCCUGAGCUCCUUGCGCCCUGAAUUUGGAGAAAAGUACAAAAUCAAGCUAAGUUCAGCUGGUUUAAUCUACACAUAUUAUGGGGAGCAGUUAAUACAGCAAUUGGCUCCUCAAGAAGCUCUUCUUAACAAAGACGAUUUGAAACUCGUCUACAAGAAGGUCUAUGAGAAUUUCAUCGAAGAAAUCGAUGCUAUUGAUAAUGGUGUUCCUAUGACUGCUGAAGAGCCAAAAUACAAAAUACGUACUCAUCUGAGUUCGAGAGUAGCCCGACUUAACCCAGAAUGGAAUUCCAAACAGGAAGUUAACUUAGAUGACAUAUUCUCCAAAGCCAUGGCCCUAGUCGGUGAAGAGUUUCUGUAUUCGGUCAAUUAUCUUGUUAAUGUUUGGCUUCCGGCACGUGACUUCGUCAAGAGUGCCAUCGACAAGCGCUUUCAAAUUCACAAGUCGGGAGAAAUCAUGGAGUUUGAGGAGCGAUUUCCAUGGAAGGAACACUUUUUUGAUUUGGAAAAUGAGUUAGCAGUAGAACCGAAAAUAAAGUAUGUCAUUUUUUGUGAUAAACCUAACUCCUGGAGAGUACAAGCGAUUCCUGAGUAUGCCAGUAGUUUUAUAACAAGGAAGCCCCUUCACCCAAAAUGGUGGGGAGUCCGGGACGAAAUUCUCAGUGAUGUGUCCGGUAUCCCGGGCUGUGUGUUCUGCCAUAGCACCGGAUUCAUUGGAGGCAACGUCACCAGGGAAGGUGCUUUGAAAAUGGCUAUUGCUAGCCUUGAAGCGUAGGAUUAAUACCGAAAAACUGAUUCUAUGAGACGAAUAACUUGUCCCACUGCACUGAUAAAGACGGUAAAUGAAAAGCAAGUAAAGUUAGAAUCUAUACUUACGAGCAAAAGUAUGGAAUCACCCCCUUGUGUUUUGUACCGAGCGAUCUUAAGAACGGUACCAUUUUUAUUUGUCUUCUAUCUAUUAGUCAUUUACUUUUUGUGAUCGCUCGAAACAAAUAGGAUGAUUCCAUAUAUUUGCUUGUGAGUGUAGAUAUGAGUUGAAAUGUGUUUUGUUCAUUUAAUAUAGAGUAAAAUGACCACUGGUUGGUCUGCAAUCAGCUAUUAAAAAUCUUAAUCUAUAUGAUUCUUGGUAAACAGCUUUCUGGUCGGCAGUGGGAUGCAUGAAUCAAUUAAAAUAAUAUUCAAAGUCAAUAUCAGCCUGGUCGAUAUCAUUAUUGACUUUGCAUACAAUGACAGUUUGUAAAAUUGAAAUCAACUUUUGUAGAAUUUAUUUGUAAUGUGUGUUUUAAUUUAAAUUAAAGGGUCUUCUUUGACUGUAUUAAAAUAUUUAAUAAUCAAGCAACUACUUAAUAUUUAGCAAUGUGACAAAAUAUUUUUCUUUAAAAGACAUUUUUCCCUGUGACUACCUAACGAUGUACUUAUGAUUACAAACAGUAUGACAUAAAAUAUUUAUAUUUA
Messenger RNA from Ostrinia nubilalis (European corn borer), 1816 nucleotides. RefSeq names its product MYG1 exonuclease. The record is from RefSeq and is a predicted model, not a curated record. Gene Ontology annotation, cellular component: cytoplasm; nucleus. The transcript has 4 exons. The coding region runs from base 36 to 1136 and encodes 366 amino acids. Lineage: Eukaryota; Metazoa; Arthropoda; Insecta; Lepidoptera; Crambidae.